AUACUUCGGUGCUGAGGAGUACAAGCGACGGGUAACUCUUCAUCCCGGGAACUUUAGUCUGGAAAUCCGUGAUCUGCGGAGAGAGGACGCUGGUGAUUAUGAGGUGAUUGUUGCAGCGAGUUCAGGAGCUGAGAAUAAAACGACAGUGCGACUGGAGGUGUCCGCUGCGACUGGGGCUCCCCCUCGCACUGUGAACGGAGCUCUGGGACACUCGGUCUCCUUACCUCCCGGGAUCCCAGUCGGACCGGACGUUGCUGAGGUUGACUGGAGACGGACAUCACCCAGAACCAGGAUAGUGAAGUACUGGAAGGGGCACAUUGAAUACUUCGGUUCUGAGGAGUACAAGCGACGGGUAACUCUUCAUCCCGGGGACUUCAGUCUGGAAAUCCGUGAUCUGCGGAGAGAGGACGCUGGUGAUUAUGAGGUGGAUGUUGCAGCGAGUUCAGGAGCUGAGAAUAAAAUGACAGUGCGACUGGAGGUGUCCGAGCCCGUGUCAGGAACAAAUAUCACAGUUCAGAACAUCACCGGGACCUGCAACCUCACCCUGACCUGCUCCGUGACCUCAGGCGACUCCACCAGCUUCAGGUGGUGGAGGGGAGGAGAAGCUGUAGGAAACGACACCACCCAUCACCUCUGGGAACACGGAGAGACGGUAGAGAUUCAUCACACAGCAGAGGUGGAGGAUGUUGUGUACAGGUGUGAGGCCAGGAACCCCGUCAGUGAGGGCACGGCACAGAUCCGGCUGUGGGACAUCUGUAAACUGCACACAACUGCGCCCGAUACAACAACAACACUCGAUACAACAACAACACCCGAUACAACAACAACACUCGAUACAACAACAACACCCGAUACAACAACAACACCUGAUACAACAACAACAUCUGAUACAACAACAACACCCGAUACAACAACAACAUCUGAUACAACAACAAUACGCAAUACAACGACCCUGCCGAUCAUUCUGGAGGUGCUGCUGAUGACCCUCCCGAUCUCCGCUCUCAUCGUGAUUCUCUGGGUCAUCUGGAGGAAAAGGGCUGCAGGCAAAAGACGGCAUUUACACGGCUUUGGGAGAACACCACAUUGAUACGAAUGAAUCUCUGCAGCUCCAGACUCCUGGGAAGAUGAAGUGAUGGUGCCGAUCGCCUGGGCUGUGGUGCAGAGGGUGGGGGUGUGGGAGGGGGAGUGGGGGGGGGGGGUAACAGCUCAGUCACCCAGUCCUUGUCGCCGUCAAGACCGUGAUACCCAACAUGGUUUGUGUGACUGUGGGGACCCUUUGUCCUUCCUCCUGUCCUUUGAGGCCAUUCAGCCCCUCAAGUCUGGGACAUGGGGACAGCAGGAAGCCAAUCAGCCCCUCUAUGUUUGGGUGGGGGUCAGGUUGUGGUGAAGGGGAACAUGAGGACUGGGGACUGUGGGGGUGUUUACAGAGAUCUACAUGGGUGGGGGCAGGAAUGCUUUGGCUCUUGAAAGCAGGAGGUGAGGCACAUGUGGUCGAAUAGCUCAAGGGACAACCUGCUGCUUCACUCAUUCGCCGCUCUCAGUUCUCUGUGGAUUCACACUGUGCAAUAAAUUCAGCUGAAGAGAGGUCUGGGGUCGUUAUUGGUUCAGACUUGGCUUCAGUUCAGGCUGGGGAUUCAAUCAUAGUCAAACAAAGGCCCAGGCUGUGUGGUCUAGCUCUGAAAUCCAGCCCCAGGCUGUGUGGCCUGGCUCCAAACACCAGCCCCAGGCUGUGUGGCCUCGCCCAGGAUUUGCAGCCAGACCCAAAAUGACAAGCCCAGGAUUUCAGGCCCUGCCCUGGGAGAAAGCCUCCGUCUCAGGCCUGUUGCCAACACCGGCCUCAGCCACAAGAAGUUCGCUCCGAUUCACAGCACAGACAGGGAAAGAACAACGUUAAAGAUAUCAGGAAGAAACCAGUUCCAUUGGAAAUGCCUCGGGGAGACUCCGUCACUCAGGUUCUGCCCUGAGAGAGUUCCAGAGCCACACAGCAUGGAAACAGGCCAUUUGGCCCAGCAUGUACACACUGACCACUGGGCACCCGUAUUGUGGAGGGCCACAACUGUCAAGUGACAGCACUGCCCAUUACCUGGUCGAAAGACACACCGCUGUCAAUCAAGGUUUGGCUCCACCCCACACAUCAGUGCAUACCUGACCAUUGGCCCCUUUAAGCACCUUUGUACUAGGCCUUGGGCCAUUGGCCUUUGUGAUCCUUUAGCCCCUGCUGACACCAGGCCAUUGGCCCCCUGUAAAUUACCUGGGCUGGACCUCCCUAGCCCUCCAGCACUAUAAGAAGUGCCCCAUGUGCCCGGUUCAUGCUCUUUGAUUGCUCCGAGGGAUUCACCCUGCUUUAUCCCAGUCCGAGGAACUGCUGAUUACAUGCAUUGACGCUCUGUAUUUAUGUUUUGAAAUAUCCAGAAAAUAGCCUUUAAAAAAAGCGAAUGGUUCCUGGUGAUGGGGUGUGUGUCUCCGGCCCUAUCGAUGCGGAGCGGGGUGGAGGGCGGGGGGGGGGGGGGGAAGCACAUGUAAACAGAGCGGAGGGGAGCGAGCCGAGAGUGAGCAGCGAUGAAACGCCGCACGCAGAGCAGGGACAGCGGGGGGGAUUGGCGGUGCAGGCAGAACAGGGGGUUUGCAGGUGAACCGGGAGAUGUGAAGGGAUUGCAGAUCGGGCAGGGUGGAGCGGAUGGCAGCACGGAGAGGGACCCGGGAGGAUGGUGGAGCGUCUCAGACGUGCUGAAGUGAUGCAGGCCGUGCAGAGUGAAGGGGGAGUUCACCAGCCGGCAGAGGGAGGUGCGGAGGAGGCCUCGCAACCCCACGUCAUAUCGUUGUAAAUUGUGCUAAACCCUCACCAACACAAUUUUAUUAACCAAUGGUCAAUAAUAAAUAUUUUAAAUAAUAAUAAA
Pristis pectinata (smalltooth sawfish) is the source of this 2897-nucleotide messenger RNA. RefSeq lists its product as uncharacterized. The transcript is spliced from 7 exons. The coding region runs from base 461 to 1087 and encodes 208 amino acids. NCBI's taxonomy places the organism in Eukaryota, Metazoa, Chordata, Chondrichthyes, Rhinopristiformes, Pristidae. The record is from RefSeq and is a predicted model, not a curated record.